AUCAAGCACAACGAAAGAGUGGGAUGCUAUUGAGAAACCUCCUGGCCAGGUAUUUGGGCAAUAAAAAUUGUCUAACUUCACCACACGCGGCGACUUUGCGGAGAAAACUGACGACAAACCGGUACUGUAUAAGACAUCAGAGAAACAUGCAGCACUUAUUCGACUUCAGUGAUUUCAACGUAUACGAUCCGGAGACUACCAACUUGUCUGUGGGGGCUCCAGGACCAGAUCUCCUCGUUCAGUGCUGCGAGAUCUUCAAGGAGGCUACAAAUCAUCGCAUGAACUAUGAAAGGGAGAACAAUUCGUUCCUCUUUCAAUACGGACCCCUUCUGGGCAUCAAUGACUUCCGUGAGGAGUUGAGCAGAUUCCUGACUCGCGAAUACGGUUCUGAGGUGAAGAAGAGCAGCUUACUGCUGACUUCCGGUGCCACAAGUGGUCUGCAUCAGAUCCUCUCAUCCCUGGUGGACAUGAAUGGCGUGAUCUUCGUCGAUGAAGUCACUUAUAUGAUCGCCUUGGAGGCUUUCCAGGAGUUCACAGGGAUUACGAUCAUUCCUGUGCCAUUCUUGGACGACGGUGUGGACACUGAGGAACUGAAGAGGCUGGUGAAACUCCACCAAUUCCCACCACAUCCGAAGAAGCUCUUCUGGGGAAUUUACUACGCAAUACCGACAUUUCAUAAUCCCACAGGAGUGACAAUGUCGCCGGAGAAGUGCCAGGAAUUGGUGAAAAUUGCUCGAGAGUUUGGCAUUCUCAUCUCCUGCGAUGAUGUCUACAAUCUCCUGCACUAUCGCAGUGGAUGUCCGAAGAGACUGUUCGCUUAUGACAAUCCCAGUGAUGAAGAUUAUGCUGGUCAUGUCAUCUCCAAUGGUUCCUUCUCGAAGAUCCUCUCGCCAGGCAUCAGGAUUGGCUGGAUAGAGUGUCCCAAGAGAGUGAAGGAAGUCUUCAUGCAGAGCGGAAUCAUCAAGAGUGGCGGAUCACUCAACAACUACACGUCAGGAAUCGUGGUGAGCCUUCUGCAGCUGGGCUUGGCUAAGCGCCAACUGGACAUCUACCGCGCCGCUUACAAGGAACGCAUGGAGACUGUUUGUGAGAUUUUCCAGCGAGAAUUGCCCUCCGAAGUGAAGUUCAUUGCACCGGCGGGAGGAUACUUUGUGUGGCUCACAUUUCCCGCCUCUUUCGACGCCACGGCAUUCAAUCUGUUCUGCCAGGAACACCACAAAGUGAUCGCCAUCGCUGGCCCUCGAUUCUCCGCCACGAAUGCCCACCGGAACUGCCUGAGGAUUUGCGUGGUGUUCCACAAUGUGGCCACCAUGCGAGACGCCGCACGCCGGCUCUGUCAGGCCUAUCGCGAGUACAGCGAAGCAUCACGAUAAGAUAAUACCUUUUUCGCGAGACUUUUCACACUUUCGCAUCGCGACAAAAAAAACCAGUUAAUUUGUCUUCUCAUCUCAUCAAUACCACCUUUUGCGCCGCUGCGAGUGUAUUUUGACGAAGAAGCGAUUAAAAACACGGCACACGAGAUUAGCGCCGAGAAAUUACCAGUUAAUAAAUACACCGUUA
Phlebotomus argentipes is the source of this 1560-nucleotide messenger RNA. RefSeq lists its product as uncharacterized. Gene Ontology annotation, molecular function: pyridoxal phosphate binding; L-2-aminoadipate:2-oxoglutarate transaminase activity. Gene Ontology annotation, biological process: biosynthetic process. The transcript has 3 exons. NCBI's taxonomy places the organism in Eukaryota, Metazoa, Arthropoda, Insecta, Diptera, Psychodidae. Bases 24 to 1373 code for a protein of 449 amino acids. The record is from RefSeq and is a predicted model, not a curated record.